AUGCCAUUUUUCAUAUUUUUUAUUGCCGCUAUUUUUGGAGAUUAUAUUAAGGCUGGUAAGUUUAUAAAAACUAGACUCGAAAAUUUUCAUUUUGAAAAAAAAGGUUCUUCAUAAAAUAAUCGAAGAAGAGAAAAAUAAUUGAUAUGUUAUUUUUCGGCAGAAUUCUAAUUUUCUCUCUCGUUAAUCUUUCCUUCCAAAUAAAAAUAAAUAUUUUCUUAUUCCAGAAAAAUGCUAUAGCUGUUCUUCUCCUCAGCUUCAUCUCAAAUGGGUAUGUAUUUCUUCUCCUUUUUCUUUUUUCCUUCUUUUUUCCAAGAAAAAAUCGAGGGAUGCAUUAGAUGUUUGGCACAAAAAAAAGAGAAGAAAAAAGAAAAUCGCAUUUCCGCCGAAGAAAAUAUUUAUGGGGUGAGUCAAUCGAAUUAAUCGACGUGUUUUUUGCGAUUAAUUGACAAAAAAAGUGAGUCUUUUAGGGCGAUUAAUUUCACGUUUUUGUCAAUUCAUCGCUUUCAUUUCUUGGCAAAAAAUGCGAUUAAUUGCAUAAAAAAUACAAUUUAUUUGACCUUUAUUUUAAAACGUGACCUAUAUGAGUUGGAAUUAUCAACAAAAAACCAAUUUCCCUCAAUUUUCUUUCAUUUCAAAAUGAAUCCAAAAAAUAAGCAGUGAAUUUGGGACACGUUUCAAAAAAGAGGUCAAAUAAAUUCUAUUUCGUAUUGAAAUUCCUCAUUUUUGAAUGCAAUUAAUUGCAAAAAAAUAUGGAAUUAAUCGACAAAAACGUGAAAAAAUCGCACAAAAAUGACUCGGAUUUUCUGUCAAUUAAUUGACGAAAAAUAAAAUUGACUCACCCCAUUAUAAAAGAUCUCAAAUUAUGCGGAGAAAAGAAAUGGAAAUGGAAAAAUAUAAUAUUUUCAGCCAAAACAUUCACUUUCAAAUCGAUUGCUUUAUUUGGCACGAUUUCCGAUUUAUGAAGAUGAUAAUUGUGAAACUGUAAGAAUUUCAGAAUUUUCAGAAAAAUAUGAAUUUAUUGAUAUUUUUAGAUUCGAGAUGCAAUGCCAGUUGUAGAUUGUCCAAAUAGUGUUUGUAUAAAAGCUGUUAUUAAAGAACCUCCAGCUGAAAGAAGUGUUUGUGGUAAAAAAAUUUUUUCCAAAUCAGGGUGAACCUCUCUCAAAUUAAAAAAAAAAAUUGUCCCUGAAAAUAAUUACAGUACUCGAAAAUUUUUAAUCCCCAAAAAAUCUUUUUUUUUUAAUAUUUUCGGAAAUGAAAAUUUAUUUGAAAGUUCACGUUUUUCUUUUAAUUUUCUCAAAAACCUUUUGAAAAUCAUUUCGAAUUUUAUUUUUUCAACAUUUUUCAAAAAAAAAUUAUUUUCAGAAACUGGUGGUGCAAUUGUAAGAGAUUGUUGGAGCCGCGUUGUAGAUUCGGAAAUUCUAUUUCCACAUUCAAGGCGAGAUAUGGUAAGUUACUCUAACUGUUUAUCCCCAAGUAUCCCUUGAAAUUUUGCAGGUUCGUCUAACAGAAUCUGAAACCGAUAAUUCAACAAUUGGAAUAAUUUAUACUUGUAAAGGAUUUUUAUGUAAUUCUUCUUCAUUUCGAUCGUUGGAUCUCAGUUUUUUAUUUUUUGUUAUUUCAACAUUUUUCGGGUUUCUAUAA
Molecule: messenger RNA, 1641 nt
Organism: Caenorhabditis angaria
Lineage: Eukaryota; Metazoa; Nematoda; Chromadorea; Rhabditida; Rhabditidae
Source: the annotation of a GenBank genome assembly